AUGGGUCUUUCAAUAAUGUCUGACAAACUUCCAACCAAUGUUAAAGAUUGGACUUCAGCUCAUAUUAAAAAACAUCUCAAGAGACAUAUGAAUAAUUCAAGUUAUAAUGAAGAUAACAUUGAAAAAAUCGAAAAACAGAAUACCGACGAGCACUCUACGUUCGUUGAAGUUGUAACCGUCUCUGAAUUCAAUAAAUUACGUGAUAACUACCAAAAAAUAUUAAAAGAGAAUUAUAAAAUUAUCAAUAACAUGUUAAGUAAGAUUAAAAUAUUACAUGGAAAAGA
This is a messenger RNA of Funneliformis geosporum, 284 nucleotides long. The record is from the annotation of a GenBank genome assembly. Lineage: Eukaryota; Fungi; Glomeromycota; Glomeromycetes; Glomerales; Glomeraceae.